AUGUUGUUGAGCGACGUCGUCCCUGUCAAGAAGCAAGACCAAGAUGAGGGUCUUCAUACCGAUGAGGAUUCGUCAACUCGUUUGGAAGAGUCGAAAACUAGUGACGAAUAG
Molecule: messenger RNA, 111 nt
Organism: Peronospora matthiolae
Lineage: Eukaryota; Oomycota; Peronosporomycetes; Peronosporales; Peronosporaceae
Source: the annotation of a GenBank genome assembly